This is a messenger RNA of Daktulosphaira vitifoliae (grape phylloxera), 2649 nucleotides long. RefSeq lists its product as uncharacterized. The coding region runs from base 1933 to 2553 and encodes 206 amino acids. The record is from RefSeq and is a predicted model, not a curated record. Lineage: Eukaryota; Metazoa; Arthropoda; Insecta; Hemiptera; Phylloxeridae. The transcript has 4 exons.
AUAACAAUGACUAAUGUACAUUUUACUGGUGCUGCACAAGGUAAAUUUUUAUAUUUUUGAUUAUAUAUUUCAUUUUCGACACUUAUAUCAAAAAUUUUAUUUUAUUUUAUACACAUUUUUUUUCAUAGCUUCCUUUUUCCCGAAUAUUCCACACCAUCAUUUGGUUAAAUCUAGGGCUAACAACAGUAGAGUAAAAUAAAAAGGUUGCAUAUACAACUACCGGACGCGAAAAAGUUCAUUAAGAUUGAUUUGGCAUUGGUGCGGGGAGCCGUUUUUUUUAUCGGAAAAACGUGAAAAAUUUUGCGAGUUAUCGAGAUUUUUUGCGUUCUGUUAUAUCAGAGCUGGUUGCCAAACUCGUUCGUUAUCUACGCUGAUUUUGAGGCUUUACUGAAGCAAACAGACGAUUGUAUGGGUGUCUAUACUAGGACUGUUCACAUACACCAUCCCAUGAAUUACCGGUUAAUGGUGAAAACAUCGGACGAUGUAGCCUCCGAGCUCCUCGAAUGCUAUGAUAUACCGCAAUCACCGGUGGUAUAUCAUGGGUCCGAGGAUCGCGAAGAGGUAACAAAGCAUUCGUAAUGGCUGUAACGGAAGUGACGCGCAUUAUUUCCAAAUUUUUGCGUAAAACUAACGUUCCCAUCCGAAUGUCCGUCGAAUACGUGCAUAGGCACAGGAAGAAAGUGGUAUGCAACUUGUGCCGUAUAGUAUUCAAGGAUUCAAAUCCUAAAGUCGUAGAUCACUGUCUUCUACCGACAGACGUUGUGCAAUGCGUGUAACCCGAAAGUGAAAACGGUCAACUUUUUGCCGUGCUUCUUGCACAAUCAUUCAGGUUACGACGCACAUUUCAUCGUCACUGAAUUAGGGUACGACGACCAAAGGAUUUCGGUUAUACCGAAUUCCGAGGAGAAGUAUAUUUUGGUCACGAAACAUGUGACCAAUAAUUUCUCCAUACGAUUCGUCGACACCUUUCGGUUCAUGGCCUCCUCCCUGUCCACUUUGGCCGGUAAUCUAAUGACGCCCGAUUUCGUAAAAUUCCAGGAGAUGGCUAAAGUGUUACACCCGGAAGACAUGCCGUUGGUGACGCCUAAGGGCGUAUAACUUUACGAGUACACUAAUAAUUGGGCUAAAUUGAACGAAACGGAACUACCACCCCGCGACACUUUCUAUAGUCAGUUGAAUAAGUCGAAUAUCGACGAUGAUGACUAUAGACACGCCACGAAGGCGUUUCGGCUGCUCAACGUUCGGUGAGUAUAGCGACGUAUACCUUAAAAUCGACGUGUUGUUAUUGGCUGAUGUGUUUGAGAACUUCAGCAACAUCUUUACUUCAACAUACAAUUUUGAUGUACACCGAGUUGAAGCUGGAGCUCUUAAAUGACUACGACAUGCUACUGAUGAUAGAACAGGGCAUUCGUGGUGGGCUGGUGCAAGACACUAAGUACUAUACAAAAGCUAACAAUUCUAAGGUAGCAGAUUACGAUCCGAAAAACCAGACUCAUGGAUCGUGUACCAAGACUGUAAGUAAUCGAUACAUAUUUAUAUAUUUACGUGUAAUAAGUGAGUGGCAGUUGAAAAUUAUUACAGGUAAUAACCUGUACGUUUGGGCUAUGAGGUAGCCCAUACUGCACGGAAGCUUCCGGUGGUAUGAAUGAGCAGAAUCUCUGGCAGACCUCUAAUUACUGUCGGAGACUGGUAAUACGAGACAUAUAUAUGAAGUGGACGUAUCAUAUCCAGAAGAGCUGCAUGAUGAGUACAAUGACUUGCCGUUCUUGCCUGUAAACGAUCUAUCACUGGGUUCCAAAGAGUCCAAACUCAUGGUCACAUUGAAACCCAAACAACGGUACGUUGUACGCUAUGUCAACUUGAAACAGGCAACCGCACAUGGACUGCAAGUCGAUAAAGUAUAUACAUCGUACCUAAAGCUAUGAUAUUAAUAUGUUUGUCACACAGGUGCACCGCGUUUUAAAGUUUCAACAAUGUGCUUGGUUGAAACCGUUUAUUGAUUUGAACACAGAAAUGCGGAAACAGCCGGAAAAUGCUUUUGAAUUAGCAUUUUUCAAAUUAAUGAAUAAUGCCCUCUUUGGGAAAACCAUGGAAAUCAUGCGGAAACGCAUCCGCAUUGAGCUAAUCUCCAGUCCCGAACGUCUAAGCAAUCUUGUAAACCAACCAACCUUCAACGAUUGUAUCAAAUACGGUGAAAAAUUGUGCGCUGUCAUAAAGGACACGAAAAUAGUAAAGAUUGUUAAACCUAUAUACGUUGGUUUAGCAGUGCUUGAAAUUAGCAAGACGCUAAUGUACAAGUAUUACUACAACUUAUUAAAACCUCAUUAUGGUGACGCAAUCAGUCUGGUUUAUAUGGAUACUGACUCCUUCAUAUACCUGCUCAGAGUCAGAGACUUCUACCAGGAUUUAGUUGAUAGCCACGAUUUACUGAUGCACGUGGACACAUCUAUCCUGCCCAAGGAUCACCCUUGUUACUCAACCUCGAGAAAGAAGAUGCCGUUUUCUUCUGUCCUUUUCUCAAUACGUAUUUCAAUGUUUAAUACCGUAAAAUAAUACAUGAAAAUUCAAAUUUUCACAAACUUCAAAACGCUGCAGAAUAUUUACUACUCAAUAUUAAAAAGACAUUUUUUUACUAAAAUUUUUCUUAAA